Molecule: messenger RNA, 4656 nt
Organism: Meriones unguiculatus (Mongolian gerbil)
Lineage: Eukaryota; Metazoa; Chordata; Mammalia; Rodentia; Muridae
Gene: Zbbx
Product: zinc finger B-box domain containing
Exons: 20
Coding region: 106-2574 (822 amino acids)
Biological process (GO): cilium movement
Cellular component (GO): motile cilium
Molecular function (GO): zinc ion binding
Source: RefSeq, a predicted model, not a curated record
CAAGGAGAUUAAUGCGGAAGCCAAAAGGCAGCAGCAGCCGCUGCAACAAGGGUCGCAGAAGUUUCUGAAACUACAAAAAUAUAAAGACAACAUUAAGAGACAAUCAUGAACAGCAAAGAUUUUGUAGUUAUUCCCUGGGGAAAACCUGGACAUUCUGUAAAACUAAAAUAUAAACAUGCUCAGGAACUGAAAAUGGAGAAAAUUCAGCUAGAACUAGAGAAUCAAAAGAUGGAAAAGAAAAUACAAGAGUUCCAAGCCACAUGGAACAAAGGAAGAGAAGAUAUUAAGGAAAAUGGAUAUCACUGGAAAUCUGGAAAGUUGAGCAAAUUGAGUAACCAGUCAUACAUGAUGUCACAAAGUAAAACGAAUGCCACUAAGCUCUCUGCUGGAAAAGUGAAAUUGAAGUUACUAAAGGAACAGACUCAAGCACCAUCGAAACAACCAGGUAAUUACACAAUGGCACAUUCUAUUGGAAGUGAAAAGCCCAAGACUAAGAGGAAAGUUUGUGGACAGUGUGAGAACAAAGCUGCUCUCCUUGUAUGCCUGGAAUGUGGCGAAGAUUAUUGCUCAGGCUGCUUUGCUAAAAUGCACCAGAAGGGGGCACUAAAGUUCCACAGAACAACUCUUUUGCAGCCAAAAUCUCAAAUCUUAUCCAGCGUUUUAGAUGCUGCCCAUCAAUUUAUCAAGGAAGCAAAUCCACCCAGUGAAGGGAGUAAUUCUGCAGAGGCAUCCAGUAAAAUCCAGCAUAGACCCAAAACCCCACUUCUUCAGGAGAAUAGCUCUGAGGUUGAAACUACAGCAGCCGAAGGAGGAGAAGGUUUCAAGCCCUUGUGUGAAAUGCCUUUUGAUGAAGAAGCGUCUGCCCAGUUAUUCCAAGAAGCCUUAACUCAGUGGAGAGCUGGAAAUCAGGAGGAAAACAUGCAACAGAAAGGACAUGAAAAAAAUCCAAACUCAGUGGAAGAAUGUGAAGUACAAACUAAUUUGAAAAUUUGGACAGAACCAAUUAAUAUCGAAUUUUCAGAAGACAGUCUGUCAUACAUGGAAAAAUUAUGGCUUAAGAAACACAGGAGAACUCCACAGGAACAACUUUGUAACAUGCUCCCAAACACAUUCACACAUCCGCGUGGGGCUACUGCAGAGGCACAGUGCACUAAGAAUGAAAAUGAUGCUGACAGUGAUGUUGAGGAGAUCAAAGUAAAACAUCCACCCCUUUUUAUGCCAGUAGAAAAAGUGAAUAUAGCGAGACCUCCACCAUCUGUAACAAUAGUAGAACUGGAUAGUACUCACAAAGAAGAAUUUGAAGAACCAGAGAAUGCAGUGCCUUACAGAGUUGAAUUGGCUGGUGCAGAGAGUCAACUAAGUUCUACAUUUCCCGAUCAUCUGAAUUGCUUUUCUUGUGAAAAUGGCAUUCAUCAACAUCUUGUUUUCAACAAGGGAAAAACAGAUAUAUUAAAUUUUUGUUUAAGAACAAACUCUACAUGCCACAAGGCUGACUUAAAAGCAACAGAAUCUUCAAACACAGACUUUGUUAACACUGUGGAGUUGGGUAUUCAUUCUGAUGAGUUCCAAAACCUAGGAGAAACCAUCUCUUUUGAGAAAAAUGUAAUGGAGAAAAAUAUAUACCCAGGAAAUAACCAAAAUUCUGUUGAUUCCUGCAUGCCAAUUGCGAGCAAGCGUUCCUUGUCAACCAUAAAUUUAACUACAUCUUUCAUGGAUGAGAAUUUAUCUCUAGACAUCAUCAGGUCGUUGGAAUGCAGCAAUCUAAAUGAGAGGCCAAACUUAGAAGAUUCAAACACUGCAAAGCCACCACUGUUGUUACAAGAAAUAGCCCUCAGAAAAAAACCUAUAAAUGAGCCAUAUCAAGGACUUGAGAAGUUCUUUACUCCUGAUAAAAAUGAAAGACUGGACUCUCUUCCUUCAUCAAGCAUAGAUUGCUGCGAUUCCUGUUCCGGGAUAACAGUCACAGAAAACAAAGUAUGGAUCCCAGACAGCAGCUUAAAUAGGCAUGCUGGUAUUCAAGGUGCCUUGUGCGAUCUGCAGAGUGAUAAAAAUCUUCUUCCAAAUAUGCAACGGCAAAAGACAGGCCAAACCGCACAGAGACCUGCAACAGUGCAUCUCCCUGUUUCCAGAUCCACUCGAAAUGGUUCCAGCCACCAUUUGUCCUCUUAUCCUCGACCAAAAACUGCAGCUGUUGAAUCCCUAUCCAAAGCUGCCUCUGAAAUUUCAGAAAUUGAGUACAUUGACGUCACUGACCAGAAUGAGGUUUUCGGAGAUCCGACUGCUGAUCAACAAGCCUUAGACACUUUGGAGAAAGAAUUAAAUGUGCUGAGAAACCUGUCAGGUCCUUCAGAAAAACUUCACUGUCUACCAUUAGAAGAUUUAAGUCAGGUGUCCAAAGACCUCCUUGGGAUAUUAUGUGAGAGUGACCCCUAUGGAACUGAGUUCAGCUCUUCUGGAAGAAAUACCGAAAUGCAGUCUUUGCUGUCAACUGGUGAUUACAGUACAGACGAGGAAGAGGAAGAUUUUCUUGACAAGCAACAUGUCAGUACACUACCCUGGGCGAAGAAUGUAUAACAGCUCAUUACUUUUCCAUUUUUACCCAGAAUAAACCGAACAACUGAGUGAUUAACUUGCCCAGGUAUUGAAGAUUAUUAAUGACUCUGCUGUUUCUAAGCUUGUAAGCUAAUAAAGAUUAGUGAUGUUAUAAGCUUAAGGUCCUUUUCUUCCAGAUAGCAUAUUGUAUGCCAAACCCUCAUCUAUAUUGCAGAUUGCACUGGGAAUGUGUAAAUCUAUGUCAAUGAAACUUAACGUAGGACAGAACAGGGGUGUUUUUAAGCUAGUUAAUGUUUCCUAUUUACUUAUAUUGGACAUACUUAUGUCAAAAAAGUAUUCUAUGAGCAUGGCAUCACAAUAUCAGCUGAGCUUGAAAUUACAGUGCUUUCAUCUGUGAAGAUUUUUUGAAACUGCAUAAUGGCAGUUCUAGUCAUUUUUUUUUUUUAAGGUAGGGGAGCAGGGGCUUUCUCUGACAUGAACUCAGUAGCAGGCUCUCUGAGCACCACCCCCUGAGAGGUGCAGCCUUGCUAGGCCACAGAGGGAGACAAUGCAAUCAGUCCUGAUCAGAACCUGAUAAGCUAGGGUCAGAUAGAAGGGGAGGAGGGACUUCCCCUAUCAGUGGACUAGGGGAAGGGCAUCGAGGGAGAAGGGUGGAAUUGGAAGGAGAAGAGGAAGGAGGCCACAGCGGGAUACAAAUUGAAUAAAUUGUAAUAAAUGAUAAUUUAAAAAAAAUUGCAAAAAAAUCUUAAAUGCACAUGAAUACUUAUAAAAAUAAGUCAUUUCAGUAGUUUACAGUAAUAUCUUCAUUGUAUAUUUUAGCAUAAAUUAAUCUUAUUAUUUUUGAUCAUUUUUGUGUUUGAAAUAAUUGUUAGUAAUUCACAGAUCACUGUCAAUGGACUGCAUUAUUCUGUAUAAUCGAUUUAGAUUUAUUUGGUAAUACUCAUAAUGAGCACAACUUUAUACUAUACUGGUUUGAAAUUAUCUAUACUUGCUUAUAAUAUCUUUAGCAUAACACAAAACCUGCUAUGUUGUUACCAUGAGGAUACUGAAUAAAGUUGUAGUAAACAAAACAAACAAACAAAACGUCAAAGCAUCUUAGUUUGGGACAGUCCAUGAACUGGAAGAUUUCCUGCACCUGUUUGGCUAGUCAUCAGGCCUCAGACAUUAUUGCAGACAUUUCUGGGAAACUAAUUUCUGAUGAAAGUAGAAGUUUCAUCAUUAGAUAUUGAGUAAAUCAGCUUGUUCUGGAUGAUGUGAGUAGGAUUUGUACAUAAUUUAAGAAUAAAUAUUUUCCUCUAAAGGAGAGGAAAUUCUGCCUUCAGGCUCUCUUUGGCAAGAGCUUCAGGAGCGGUUCUUUUUGGGGUCUCCAGGCUGCCCAUAUGCGAUUUGGAGUUAGUAGUGUAACUGUGUGAAUUGACCACAUUUCCACACCAUCUUUCAGUCACACACCCUCCAAACCCAUUCCCCCCCACGCCCAUACACAUAUAAACACACAUACACAGGUAUGCAUGCUCCAUCACCACCUACAUUGCUCUCAUGCCUCUAGACAACCAUAAUGGAGGCUAUUUGAAAGGUGGUCACUAGUGUCAUAGGAAAUAAUUUAUUAAUUAUUUCUUGCUGCUGUGUUGCAGUUCCAGAUCUUGGUUUGUGCCGCUGUCUGGUAGUUGACAUGAUAUUAUAAUUGACAUAUUUAAAAGAUGGCAAGGAAAGCCCCGGAGGAUAGUAGAGUAGUUGACACUAACUGAUGUUUUACAGUGGUUCCCCCUGAAUUUUAGACUUUAUUGAUUUAAGAAAAAGAAUCAUUGACAUUUGGUUGUACUUUUUCCACAUAUGUCAUGCCUAAGGUUCAAAUUCUCUUGCUAUUCUGUUAUUCUAGAAAGUAUCCCUUUAUAUGGGGCCACAAUGUAAUUUUAUCUUUGCCACUUUCACUAUUGGACCAAUAUUAAAGUGGAAUCAGUACAUAUUCUCUGGUAGGCUUUAGCAAUGGUAGAUACAGAGCACAUAAUUUCUGUGACUACUAACAUUAAAAUAUCUCUCAUUAAAUGUGAUUAACAUACAUAAACAAUAAGCAUUCAGGAAAGCCAGUCAUAUUACCAGAAUAGA